This is a messenger RNA of Centropristis striata (black sea bass), 1379 nucleotides long. RefSeq names its product high choriolytic enzyme 2-like 1 (gene hce2l1). Lineage: Eukaryota; Metazoa; Chordata; Actinopteri; Perciformes; Serranidae. Gene Ontology annotation, biological process: proteolysis. The coding region runs from base 1 to 855 and encodes 284 amino acids. The record is from RefSeq and is a predicted model, not a curated record. Gene Ontology annotation, molecular function: metalloendopeptidase activity; zinc ion binding. The transcript has 9 exons.
AUGCAUUCCACCACCAUCCUUCUGGGUGUCUUGUUUGGCUUUCUGACACAGACGUACGCUCUUCCUGUUAAGAAUUCUACUGGAGUGCAUGAGGGGAAAGUGAGGUUGAAAAGGAAAUACUCAGAUGAAAUUACAGACCACGAUGAAAUGAAUGCAAUGGAUGUGAUCCUGACAGUCAACAGCAUGUUGCGAGCCCCCCGAGGUAUGACACUGAGAGAAGGAGAUAUUGCCAGCUCAUAUAUACGAAGUGCCAUCACCUGCCCUGGCAAUGCCUGUCUGUGGCCGAAAUCAGUGGAUGGAUUUGUUUAUGUUCCCUUCAUGCUCUCUCCACUGUACGAGGACAUGGACAGAAUCACCAUAGAAACUGGGAUGCAAGAUAUUGCCUCUGGAUCAUGUAUUAAAUUUGUUCCACGCACUCAUGAAGCCAGUUUCCUUGAUAUUCAGCCUCGAUAUGGCUGCUGGUCGUUCCUGGGGCAGACUGGAGGAAGCCAGACUCUGUCGCUGCAGAGUCCUGGGUGCAUGUUUUCAGGAGUUGCUGCUCACGAGCUCAUGCACGCUCUGGGCUUUGUGCACGAGCAGUCUCGCUCAGACCGAGACCACUACGUCUCCAUUGUAUGGAAAAACAUCAUUCCAGACCACAUCCAUAACUUCAGGAAACAGGUGACCAACAAUCUUAACAGUCCAUAUGAUUACAACUCCGUGAUGCAUUAUGGAAGAUAUGCCUUCUCUGAAGAUGGUGGACCAACUAUAAUCCCCAAACCAGAUCCUUACAUUCCCAUUGGCCAGCGAGAUGGGCCCAGUGUUCUAGAUCUUCAUAAAAUAAAUGUCCUGUAUAACUGUGGUGUCACCGAUUAACUGGAUCCAGAGUGUACAAUUCUGUCAUAUUCUGUUGUCAGGUGUGAAAAGUGGUCAAUUGUAACUUCUGGUCUCUAGAUUUUAUGGGCAUCAUUACUUUCUAGCAAUUUCAUUUUUCCAUAUUAGAUGUUCUUAUGUAUUAUUGCAAAGUCUAGCAUAGAGUACAAUCAGCUAAUCUGAGAUAAAUAUAAGGCAAACUAAAGGGGCAAGUAAGAAUUGAAAGCUUCUUUUCUCUAAUAUACAGCUUAAAAUAAAAAAAGCAAAUUGAUACAUGUUUAUGUGCCUUCUGCUGCCAAAUAGAUAACUGCAUCCAACCUCUGUAUCGGUUUGUGCCAUUUUCUGCAUCCUUCUCAACUUCUGCUCACUCUAAAUAAAGAAAAAUGCAACAGUAACAGAAUCUGUUUUACACUUUUUUUAACACCUUGGUUUUGAGGUUUUGCAUUAUGGUCCUUGAGGUUUUGUGAUAAAAACUUUCUGUUGAAACGUCGUUUUACUAAAUUUCAAUUUGACAAGAUUAUCCUUUU